AUGGCCCUUACUUGCGAGCAACAGAUCAAGGAAUACGACUGGAUUGCACUUUCCUGCGACCCAAAAGUCUGGGGUGGCACUAAGCCAUUCAAUAAGGAGCCUGUUGCUCAGCUCUGCAAAGAUGUCCCUACACCUAACACCCCUCUCGUAAAUGCUGCUAUGGAGUAUGUUAGGAAGGAACUUCCUGAAUACACCUUUAACCACAGCAUGCGUGUUUUCUACUAUGGCAAGGAAAAUAAAUCCGAAGUCAACAUUCUAGGCAUGGCCAUCACAUCUCAGCAAUUUCCUAAAUGGGAAUUCAGCCCCGAGACAUGGCUUCUGACUUGCCUCUUCCACGACAUUGGAACCAUCGACAAACACACUCACGGCACCCUUAUGUCCUUCGAGUUUUACGGCGGUAUCCUUGCUCUGCAGAAGUUAAAGGAGCUCAACGGACCUAUUUCCCAGGCCGAGAGUGUCAGCGAGGCCAUCAUCCGACACCAGGAUCCUGCUGAGGUCGGCACCAUUACCACCAUCGGCUUACUUAUUCAGCUAGCUACUCAAUAUGGUCGAACUGGGAAUGUUAAUAUCGUAUCAUAUAUAGACAACAUGGGCUACCGCCCCGGGUACGUCCACCCCGAUACAAUCAAAGACGUCGUCCCUCACUACCCUCGUCGCAACUGGUCCAAGUGCUUCACGAAGAAGAUCAGAGAAGAAGUUACGGUAAAGCCGUGGUGCCAUACCACUACCUCGGAGGAGAAGUUUCCCCAUGAUGUCGAGCACAACGUCCUUAUGGAGCCUUAUGAUGCCUUGCAUUAA
Messenger RNA from Penicillium daleae, 798 nucleotides. RefSeq names its product cyanamide hydratase. NCBI's taxonomy places the organism in Eukaryota, Fungi, Ascomycota, Eurotiomycetes, Eurotiales, Aspergillaceae. Bases 1 to 798 code for a protein of 265 amino acids. The record is from RefSeq and is a predicted model, not a curated record. The transcript has 3 exons.